GCAGCCUUGAACUCCUGACCUCAAGCAAUCCUCCCACUUCAGCCUCCCAAGUAGCUAGGACUAUAGGUGUAUGCCAUGACCAGCUCAUACUUAUUAAAUGGAUUUAUUAAACCAAAGUCUGAGACUUCUUAUUCUUCCUUUAGAACUCCUUCUUAGUUAGAUUUGAGCCUAUUGAUUCAUCUUGCUAAAGUUGAAUCCUGAUUGUCAUGCAAUGUUUCUCUUAAAUUGUGUCUCCUAUAUUAAUAUAUGUUGCCAGUAAGUGUGACCCCAAAAUACCCUCAUGCUGGUCAUGAAGAAGACAAAUGUAGCAACCUAGUAUAGACCAGUGCAGUUCAAUAGUCUAACAGCAUAGAUAGAAAAGAGUAAUUCCCAAGAUAAUAACAUGGAUAGUAUGUUGAUGUGGGAAAUGUGAAUAGGUUCAGUACUGGGAAGACAGGUGUAGGCAAAACACCCUCAAUGGAAGUUUGGAACAGUGUUGGGCAAGGAAAGAGAAGAUGAGUAGGAGAAUGGCAGAGAGAAACUCUCCUUCAUUUUGUCUGGUGUCAAAAAGAAAAAAAUGAGAUGUUUCAUUUUUAUUUUACUCCCUAAUUUCAGUUCCAGUUAAAAAUAAUUCAGCAGUUUGUUAUAUGUGGCUUAAAAUUUUUCAUUAGCUACAAAUAGAGAAGAAUUAUUAAAUUUAGAACACUGCAUAUCUUAAGAAUACAGGACACAAGGAGCUUCAGCUGUAUUGGGUGAUGUUUUUGCUCUUAAGUCAGAUGCUGGGCUCACAGAAGUUUAUAUUCUUGAUACUUUUAAAUCUGAAAUAUUUCAUAAUUAGAGAAAUAGUAAAAAUAUAUUUGGAUUUUAUGUUUGGCAUAGUAGUGUAAUUUAUUUCAUUCAAAUUCCUGAUAAAAAAUGGUUAUGGAAGUGACUUUCCUAUAUCUCUAAAGUUCUAUAUUAUUUCCAGUUUAGCAGAUAAGCCAAGCUUAUCACUGUGGCUCUUCAGUCUAAUUAUAUAUGUUGAUAAAAAUAAAUUCAAAGACGAGGGUUAUAGUAAAGAAGUAAACCACAUCAACACUGUAGAAUGAACUCUUCAAAAUACAAAAUCUGAAAGGAAUUUUGUAUACAGAUUUUUACUGAUUUUCCAGUUAUGCAGUUAUAAAUUCACAAUCCUAUCUUGAAAAACUUCCAGAUUUUUCACAUAUUCUGUUUUUAUGAUGACUAUAUUAUUAAAAAGAUAAACAUAUUAUUGUCUUCAUUUUAUAAUUUUUAAAAUGGGAACAGAGAAGUCAGAUGAUUUAUUUGCUAUUACCAGGAAAAUAUGGUGAUCCUUUGAAACAUUUGUCCCUCCUAUGAAUUCUCAUCAAACUAUAUGCUUCUAUCAUGGCACUUAACAGUCAGUCAUAGGGAGUAUAUGGGAACAACAAAGAUUCACCUUCUCCCUUUCCUGCUAAACCCACAGAUGUAUCCCACAUACUUGAAAAAUAAGGAAAUAAGACCCUGAGUAUAGAGAUUCCUCAAAAAUCAAACUUAUAUGAUCCAACAAUUCCACUUCUGGGUAUAUAUCCAAAAGAAGUGAAAGCAGGAUCUUGGACAGAUACUAAUAGUUAUACACCCAUGUUCACAGCAGUAUUAUUCACAUUAGCUAGAAGAUGGAAGCAACCCAAGUAUACAUUGAAGGAUGCAUGGAUAAACAAAAUGUGGUAUAUACAUACAGUGGAAUAUUAUUCAGGUCUCAAAAGGAAGACUAUUGAGGUACAGGUUACAACAUGGAUGAAUUUUGAAGACAUUAUGAUAUGUGAAUUAAGCCAGUCACAAAAUGGCAAAUACAUGAUCUCACAUGAAGUAACCAGAGUAAUUGAUUCAUAAAGACAAGUGGAAUGGUGGUUGCCAGGGGCUGAGGCAGAGGAGGCAAGAGGGUUUAUUGUCAGUGGGUACAGAAUUUCAGUUUGGGAAGAUGAAAACGUUCUGGAACUAGAUGAUAGUGGUAUUUGCACAGCAAUGUGAAUGUACUUAGUGCUUUUGAACUUUAAAAUGGUUAAAAUGGCAUAUUUUGUUAUGUGUGUUCUACCACAAUAAGAAAACAUCAUCUAAAAGUUAAACAUUCAGCAAACAAAAAGCAAAAACAUCUUCCAAAGGUAAGAUUUGAUUGACAGUAUUAACACUAAUAAAAGAAUGUUCUACACCAAAAUACAUAGCAAAAAAAAUUUAAAAUGAGAAAGGAAAAAUGACAGUGUAUUUAACAUGAAAAAUGUAAAACAGUGUGUGAUUCAAGUGGAAAGGGAAGCAUUAGGCUUGAAACAUUAGCCAUUAAGUAAAAGUACCAAACUCAUUUCUAUUGCCUCUAUUCCAUAUUUACCAAGCAAUCUUCUGAUUAUAAUUUGGAUUUGGCCUUCAUUGUAAUUUGACCAACAUGAAGAUAAUGAUCAGCACACUCAACUAUCCUAGCCCCCCCCAUUGUUGCAUUUCUUGUAAAUUAUUACAUUAGUAUUGAUUAUUACCAUGAAUAUGCAUCAUUUACAUCACGUGUAAAUGAUUUACACAUCACUUUAGCAAUUUGUGGUGUGUGACUCAGUACCCCAGAAAUCAAGUCACUUUUAGACCUGAUAAACAAAUUUCAAGCCUAUAAAAGAAUCAUAUGUUGAAACAAAUAAUCACACCAUGGGCCUGCCAGAUUAUAGAUACAUCUGCGACAAGUCAGGCAGCCUUCCCCAAGCAGCUCCCUCUCUUCAGUGCACACUUUCCAUUCAUAUUUCCAUAAUUCUGUACUGCCUAUUGUCUUCUGCCACUAGACUCUAAGAUCCUUGAGGACAGAGAAUGGAUCUUAAUCUCUUAAUCCACAACAAUCAAGUUCUUAGCACAAUCGAAAGAACCCAAUAAAUUGUGAUAAACGAAAAUGAAAUCUAAUAGGACAUAGUUAGGAAAUAAAUAUUGAAAAUAAGAUUCUUGAACAUUUUUUCUGAAGGUUACAAAUGGAAAUUAAAAUUAUUGUUACACAUAAAUGCAGUUUUUGAAAAACAUUAAGUUCCAACUAAAAAAAUUCAACAUUCUGGUAAUUAUGAAUUUAUCUGUAUAUAUCCUUAGACUUACUUCCCAACAUGUGAUUUACUCAUCUUUUAUACCCAGAGCUUCACACCAUGCAAAGCACAGCUAUAUAUCCCAGUCCUGUCCAAACUUGGUUACUAAAACCUGAAAGUCUAGCAGGGGAGAAUAAAGAUUCUUAGAUGAAUCUAUUCAAACAAUGAUGGUUAACCAAUAAAAGAAAAAAGAAAAAGACUAAAGGAGGGGCAGGAAUAAGACUACAUACUAUGCUGAAGGUUGCGUGCAGAUAGGAUUUUUUUUAAGGUAAGUGAAUAUUUACCACGGCUUCCUUUUUUUUUGUAUUACAAAAAUACAAAAAUAAGGUAGCCCCAGUUUACGCUUCGUGAAGCGGAAGUAACUGUUUAGACUGUCCGACAGGAAGCACUUCCAUUCUCUGGUACAGACUGUUAGGGGCGUUGCUUGUUUCCACCGUAUUUGAUGAAAGUAAUGGGUAUCGCAGCCUACACCUUUAGAUUUGAUGAUAGUUCAUAGUUCCCACAAAAUGGAAUGACGAACAGUCUACUCCAUCCUUUUCUCACAGUGGCAACCAAAUUCUAGCCAAAGGCAAAAAAACCUUUUUUUUUUUUAAUGUAGCGUAGUGUUUGUAACGAUCUGUGUAGUCAGACAAACCUGCAUUUGGACUCCGCUGGAUCAGUCACUAGCUGCGUGACCUUGUAGAAGUCUUUUUACCUACAAAGCUGGGAGAAAUGGAUGGGCGCACACUGCGUCUGGAUCAAAGACACCUUUAAGCUUUUGUUUACUAAAAAUGCCGCCCUCUGGGAAUAGCAGCCGAUCCCGCAGUAGGGGCACUGACAGUGUUGAUGACAUCACUUCCGGGGCGCCAGGUUCGGGCUUUCCAGUGCUGGAGGAAGGGCAGUCGCCUGUCCUAGAAAUUACCUAUAGAGUAAGUAUGCUAAUAUUGAAUAAGACAGCAGGAGUUUUUUCUAAACCAUCAAAAAGGAAAGUUUAUGAAUUUUUAAGAAGUUUUAAUAUUUAUCCUGGAACACUAUUUCUUCAUAAACUAGUAUUGGGAAUUGAAACCAGUUGUGAUGAUACAGCAGCUGCUGUGGUGGAUGAAACUGGAAAUGUAUUGGGAGAAGCAAUGCAUUCCCAAACUGAAGUUCAUUUAAAAACAGGUGGGAUUAUUCCUCCAGUUGCUCAACAGCUUCACAGAGAAAAUAUUCAACGAAUAGUGCAAGAAGCUCUUUCUGUCAGUAGAAUCUCUCCAAGUGAACUCUCAGCAAUUGCAACUACCAUAAAACCAGGACUUGCUUUAAGCCUGGGAGUAGGCUUAUCAUUUAGCUUACAGCUGGUAGACCAGUUAAAAAAGCCAUUCAUACCCAUUCAUCAUAUGGAGGCUCAUGCACUUACUAUUAGGUUGACCAAUAAAGUAGAAUUUCCUUUUUUAGUUCUUUUGAUUUCUGGAGGUCACUGUCUAUUGGCAUUAGUUCGAGGAGUUUCAGAUUUUCUGCUUCUUGGAAAAUCUUUGGACAUAGCACCAGGUGACAUGCUUGACAAGGUAGCAAGAAGACUUUCUUUAAUAAGACAUCCAGAGUGCUCUACCAUGAGUGGUGGGAAAGCUAUAGAACAUUUGGCCAAGCAAGGAAAUAGAUUUCAUUUUGAUAUCAAACCUCCCAUGCAACGUGCUAAAAAUUGUGAUUUUUCUUUUUCUGGACUUCAACAUGUUAUUGAUAAAACAAUAAUGCAAAAGGAAAAAGAGGAAGGUAUUGAGAAAGGGCAGAUCUUGUCUUCAGCUGCAGACAUUGCAGCUGCAGUACAGCACACAACAGCAUGCCACCUUGCAAAAAGAACACAUCGAGCUAUUCUGUUUUGCAAGCAGAGAAACUUGUUAUCUCAAAGUAAUGCAGUACUGGUCGUAUCUGGAGGUGUUGCAAGUAACUUAUAUAUCCGCAAAGCUCUGGAAAUUGUAACAAAUGCGACACAAUGCACUUUGUUGUGUCCUCCUCCCAGACUGUGCACUGAUAAUGGCAUUAUGAUUGCAUGGAACGGUAUUGAAAGAUUACGAGCUGGCUUGGGCAUUUUACACAACAUAGAAGGUGUCCGCUAUGAACCAAAAUGUCCUCUUGGAGUAGAUAUAUCAAAAGAAGUUGGAGAAGCUGCCAUAAAAGUUCCACGAUUAAAAAUGAAGAUAUGAUUUUUGCUUUUCAUAAAAUCCCUAAAGGUAGUAUUAAUGUUAAAAUUAAGUUUUGAUUUUUUUUGUGUAUCAAAUUGUGGAAGAUAUAUAGUAUUAAUUAUUCA
Microcebus murinus (gray mouse lemur) is the source of this 5319-nucleotide messenger RNA. RefSeq names its product O-sialoglycoprotein endopeptidase like 1 (gene OSGEPL1). Gene Ontology annotation, cellular component: mitochondrion. The record is from RefSeq and is a predicted model, not a curated record. Gene Ontology annotation, biological process: tRNA threonylcarbamoyladenosine modification. NCBI's taxonomy places the organism in Eukaryota, Metazoa, Chordata, Mammalia, Primates, Cheirogaleidae.